GCUGGCGUGGAAUUCAUGAGCAGGUACUCACGAAUUUUGGCGCUGCGUGUAGUUAUCUCCACUUUCGCUGUCUGCCUCGUACUGCCACCGCGGGUGAUCAGGUGAUCAUAUCUGUUCGUGAUAUGGCAUAGAGGUUCGUAUACGAGGGAUCGACAAUGUCUUUUCCCGUCUUUCCUCCGUGAUGCUGAAAAAUACCGUCAGCCUGAAAUGAACAUCUUUUUUGUUCUUCUGUUAUUCUGUGCAUUCUCCUCCUUUCUCCAGCCAUAUCUGUCGUGGAAUAUCGUGAUACUUGCUUUCAAGAUCCAGCAGCUUCGUGAUGAUGCGUUACUUAAUCUUGCUAGGAAUAUUCCUACACUUCGCAAACCCGAUCGCCUUGGCAGCAACAACAGAAGAAGACCGGCAAUGUUGGUUUUUCAACGAUCGUCUAGCACCAGACGACGUGCCCUGCAGCGGCAAAUAUUACACCCACUGCUGUGCCAAAAACGAAGUCUGCCUAUCGAACGGGUUAUGCAUGAACACCGGCCAUCAACCAUACGUGCUGGCAAGACGAAGCUGCACAGAUAAAGCCUGGCAAACAGGUAGUUCCUGCACAAAUAAGUGCCAUUAUAAUAAUCCAAACGGCGGCAGCACAAUAUCCCUCGCCACUGAAGAUGGCGAUAACAACUAUUUUACCUACUGCUGUGGCGAGCCGGUGGUCGCCGAGAAUGGAACCAUAGGCUGUGAUGGAGGUCGUACCCCCUUUACUGUGGAGAGUGGCGAGAUGCUGUACGGCUACGCAGCGUUGGAGAACACCACGACGACCGCUCCAAAGUCAUCAUCAAACAAGAGAGAAGUCGCCAUUGGUGUCGGGGUCGGGGUUCCGCUGGGUGUCAUUGCGGCGUCCGCUAUUGCCUGGGCUAUCUGGGAGAGGUUACAGAGGAAGAAGGCGUUGGGUGCGGGUACCGGAGCUGCUGCGGCUCCGGCGUAUCAGCCGGUCAUGAAGCCUGACUCUUAUAUGCCUGUGAUUCAGAAUGUGCCAGUAUCGGUGCCGGUGGAGCUGGAACAGCGCCAGCGGCCUAUUCCGGAGUUGCAGGGGUCGCAUAGGAUGUAAAUGUGCUCCUUAUAUUUUUAUGUUUGUCAUAAUAUACUCUAUUACACUAGAUCUAAUUACGCGGAUUGCAUGAGUUGAGCCACGCGCAGAUGCAGGGAUAGGAAUAACAAAUAGAAGCCAAGUAACACAAAACCUCCACCCGGAGCCUCC
Molecule: messenger RNA, 1240 nt
Organism: Aspergillus ruber CBS 135680
Lineage: Eukaryota; Fungi; Ascomycota; Eurotiomycetes; Eurotiales; Aspergillaceae
Exons: 2
Coding region: 317-1090 (257 amino acids)
Source: RefSeq, a predicted model, not a curated record